Morone saxatilis (striped sea-bass) is the source of this 2213-nucleotide messenger RNA. RefSeq lists its product as uncharacterized. The record is from RefSeq and is a predicted model, not a curated record. The transcript is spliced from 5 exons. NCBI's taxonomy places the organism in Eukaryota, Metazoa, Chordata, Actinopteri, Moronidae. The coding region runs from base 101 to 1441 and encodes 446 amino acids.
CCUGUGCACAUCACAGACACACCUGCAGUUGAUGCUGGACCCUGGCCUGCUGUUUGUCUCCAUGUUUCAUGCAAUUGAUAAUUCUUAAAUCUUUGGCUGAAUGGAGAAGUGGAAAAACCUCAGACAGAAGUUUUUCUUCCUCUCCAUUGGUAUCUUCAUCUUCGUGGUUGUGGUUGUCCUUUUCCCUGGACCAGAUGAUGCCAUCCCAAACCCGAUCCGAAACCUGCGUCGGAGUCCAAACUCUUGCCCCCUGGAGACAUCUGACAAGACUAUUACCCCCCUCAAGAAUACUAAACAGUUGGUGUCAGCCUACAUGGACCAAAGGGUGAAAGGUUUCGAUAUACGCAUCAUUAGCAUAUUCAGAAGAGACUCCAUCCAACCCCUUCAGUGUCUUUUCUGCUGUGCAGGCCAGGUAUCAAAUACAACAACUCCAGCAAAAAUUAAAGAACACUCAGACAACUUUGGAUUUCCCUUUGCCACUGCGGAUGUCAUGUGUCAGAUUCCUCAAACCUGCAGAGCUUCCCAUCUCCGUCUUCUGACUCAGCUAGAUAGUGUGAAGGUAUCUUCACAGAUUUGGCUCCCUAUAAGAAACCAGAAGACCAAAGGAAAGACAGAAGAACUGCAGUAUAACUUUACAGUUUGCAUCUCCAACCUGUUUGAAUCCAACAAUGCACUUCAGUAUGCACAGACCCUGGAGAUGUACAGAUUGCUGGGUGUGGACAGAGUGGUGAUCUAUAACACCAGCUGUGGCCCAGACCUCGACCGCCUGUUGCAGAGCUACAGCAAGGAGGGCUUUGUGGAGAUGGUUUCUUGGCCCAUCACCCGGUAUAUUAACCCCUCUCAUGGCUUCUGGAAGUAUGGAGGGGAUAUGUACUAUUUUGGCCAGUUAGCCACACUUAAUGAGUGCAUUUACAGAUCCAUGGACCGGUCACACUAUGUCCUGUUGCAUGACAUUGAUGAGAUUAUAAUGCCAUACCAACACAACAGCCUAAAACCUCUCAUGGACAUACUCCAGCAGCAGCACCCAAAAGUUGGGGUGUUUCUUGUUGAAAAUCAUAUCUAUCCCAAGAAACCCUAUGAGGAAAGUAAAAGUGGUCCCCUGCCUAAAUGGAGAGGGGUGCCAGGCUUUAAUAUUCUCGAGCACAUCUAUAAGUGGGAGCCCGACAGGAAGGCAGAGUACCAUCCGUACAAGCUGAUUGUUCAGCCAAGGAUGGUGGAGCAGACUUCGGUGCAUUUAGUGCUUGAGAAGUUUGGAGAGGAGUUCAAGAUUCCACCCGAGUUGUGUCAUAUUAUUCACGCUCCACUGAGCACUCCUACUAUUCAGCCACUGGAGAAGAUCCAACUGGACACCCGUCUGUGGGAUUUCAAUGACAAGCUGAUCCCAAAUGUGAACAAUGUGCUGAGGAGAGCUGGGCUGUUGCGCUCAGAGAGGAAGGCCUGAUGGAGGGAUGGAGAAACACAAAGAGGGAUGAAGAACACUGCAUUGCACAUAUGUAUUUAUCAGUUAUCUCUGCAAUAUCUUUAGCCAUGCAAGCAGCUUAGUUCUACAGAUGGCAAUGGUCCAGACUGAAAUUUCUCAGGCUAUUGCGUAGAUUGCCAUGAAAUUUGGUGCAGACAUUUAUUCUCCCCAGAGGAUGAAUUCUGCUAACUUUGGUGAUCUCCUGACUGUUGUUCUAGUGCCAUCAUCACGUCACAUUUUUAAUUUGACUUCAACAUCACUUCAGUUUAUGAAUAAAUAGUUAGAAAAAGGACAUCAACCUCAGCUGUACUUUUGUGGUUAGUGCUAUUUAGAAAGUUUAGUGUUAAAACACUAAUGUGGUGAACACCUGUCAACAUGGUUAUCUUGUUAAAAUGCUGACAUUUAGCACAAAGCAUUUCCGUGCCUAACUACAGCCUCACAGAGCCACUAGCAUAGCUGUAGACUCUUGUCUUAUCUAAUUUUUAGCUAGUUCAAGCUCAAGCAGACAACAUUGUUGGAACCUCAGGCUUUUCUGUCACACAGAGAUUAUCUUGGUGUAAUUAUCUAAACCUACCUUAACCUGUUUUAUCUUUCUGCUAUCAUUGCAGCCAGUGCCGCUUCACUCCUCCAACAUUCCACCACCAUUGUCAAGGCCCUUGUGGAUCUCUGUCUGGCUCCUAUGUGGUAUAUUUGCUAUAAAUGUGUAGAAUUGACAGGAUUGAUUAUGGUUGAAAUAAAUUAAAAAACUAAUGUC